AUGGCCAGCAUGUACGUGACUGCAGUUCCCGAAACCUGCCCCACGAACGAAAUACCCGAUGCCUUGCCAAUUCCGAAAGAUAUGACAUAUGUAGUCAUUCCUGGACAUAAUGUGUCGGACCCGUGGAUGGUCAACUGCUGCCAUCCCAACCCGGUGAACCUCGUGAACAAGUGCUGGGAGUGGUGUCAGGUUCCCGACACCAUCAAACAGGACAGGGACGAGUCGGAAAUUUUGUCGGUCUUCAGCAGUUGUCUGCGCGCUGAAGGAAAGAACGCGAGCCUCUCCAACGGAGUCCAAGUCCGCUCUGCAUCCCCGCCGCCGAAUCGCCCCAUUCCCUUUGCAGGGCUGUUUUUGGCGACACUCGCGGCAUGCACAUUGGGUUUGGUGGUUUGA
Molecule: messenger RNA, 393 nt
Organism: Colletotrichum aenigma
Lineage: Eukaryota; Fungi; Ascomycota; Sordariomycetes; Glomerellales; Glomerellaceae
Exons: 1
Coding region: 1-393 (130 amino acids)
Source: RefSeq, a predicted model, not a curated record